GCCCGCGCGUGAUUGAUGGCGGCGCCGACCAAUAGGAAGGAGCGCGGUGAGGCCAUGCACCAAUGGGGAGCGCGGGGCGGCCCGGUGGGCGGGGCGCGCGCAGCCAUGCUGCUCUGGCUCUGGCGCUGGCUCUGCCUCUGCGUCUGCUGCUGCCCGGCCCGCGGAUUACGCAUCCAUGAAUAUUUGUACUUCCAAGUGCUGAGCCCCGGAGACAUCCGCUACAUCUUCACUGCCACCCCAGCCAAGGAUUUCGGUGGCGUGUUUAACACAAGGUACGACCAGAUCCACCUGGUCCCCGCGGAUCCUCCGGAGGCCUGCGGAGAGCUCAACAAUGGGGUCUUCAUCCAGGACCAGAUCGCCUUGGUGGAGAGGGGGGGCUGCUCCUUCCUGUCCAAGACCCGCGUGAUCCAGGAGCACGGCGGGCGGGCCGUCAUCAUCGCCGACAACGCCUACGACAAUGACAGCUUCUACAUCGAGAUGAUCCAGGACAGCUCCCGGCGCACGGCCGACAUCCCCGCGCUCUUCCUGCUGGGCAGGGACGGGUACAUGAUCAGGCGCUCCCUGGAGCAGCACGGGCUCCCCUGGGCCGUCAUCUCCAUUCCUGUCAACGUCACCAGCAUUCCCACCUACGAGAUGAUGCAGCCCCCCUGGACCUUCUGGUAGCAGCAGGCUGCUCAAGGACUUGCUGGUGCAUCCCAGGACCUUGCCCUAAGGAGCAGCUUUGAGGAGAGGAUCCCAGCACGCUCCAGAGAUCCCGCUGGAUUGGGCGACAGGGAGAUCUUUCUGCUGGCACCGCGGUGUGGCCCAGGGCAAGCACCAGUGCUGGGGAACCUUGAGCCCGGCACUGACCUGUGACUGUGGGAGGGAGGCCAGCACUUCCCAGGAAACAUUUGACCUUGUGCUGCUGAUUUGGAGGGAUGAGGACUGGCAGGAAUGGGGGAAGAGCGAUACAGGCUUGGUCUGUACCGGCAGGGCUCACCCGAUGUCUGUAUAUUUUUGUCUGAGCUAAUGAAGUCCGAGUAAGUUUUAGAGAAA
Messenger RNA from Taeniopygia guttata (zebra finch), 1035 nucleotides. It is a transcript of the gene PRADC1, whose product is annotated as protease associated domain containing 1. NCBI's taxonomy places the organism in Eukaryota, Metazoa, Chordata, Aves, Passeriformes, Estrildidae. The record is from RefSeq and is a predicted model, not a curated record.